Molecule: messenger RNA, 1113 nt
Organism: Pungitius pungitius (ninespine stickleback)
Lineage: Eukaryota; Metazoa; Chordata; Actinopteri; Perciformes; Gasterosteidae
Gene: dnajb9a
Product: DnaJ heat shock protein family (Hsp40) member B9a
Exons: 3
Coding region: 211-864 (217 amino acids)
Cellular component (GO): endoplasmic reticulum
Molecular function (GO): protein-folding chaperone binding; misfolded protein binding
Source: RefSeq, a predicted model, not a curated record
UGAUGGCAUCUGGUUACAGUUAUUCAGUGAAGGCUCGAAGAAGACGUGCAAGCUGCGGCCGCACCAUGAUACCGCUUCCUCUCGAUAAAAAUCACCGAGGUAACGAAUUCAACGCCAUCAUGAUUAGCGUGGGGUAAACGGUUUGACUUGCAAAACCUGGAUAUUUCAACGCUCCACUCGUGCCCCACAUAAAAAGGGGACCUCAGAGCCAUGGCAACGGCACAGUCUGCGGUAACGUUUGCAGUGUGCAUCUUCGUGAUAGCAGAGCUGAUUCUCGCCAAGAAGGACUAUUAUGAUAUACUGGGAGUCCCUAAAGAUGCUACUGAGCGGCAGAUUAAAAAAGCUUUCCACAAGCUUGCGAUGAAACAUCACCCAGAUAAGAACAAGAGCCCGGACGCUGAAGUGAGGUUCAGAGAAAUUGCUGAAGCUUAUGAAACUCUAUCAGAUGAAACCAAAAGAAGAGAAUAUGACCAGUUUGUUGACACCUCUGCAUACUUCACCGGGGAGACGCAAGGCAGACAACGCCAGGGUGCCCACCAACCCUUCAGCUUCAACCUUAAUGACAUUUUCAAGGACUUUGACACCUUAAGUCAGAACAGGCAGGCCCGUCACCAAAGACACUUUAACGAACACUCCAGGUCCCACAAGGAGUCCAACAGCAGACAUAAGAGACACUUUCAAGGAGGUUUUGGAGCAGGUGUCUUUGAUGACAUGUAUGACGACAUAGAGAGAAUGUUUACCUACGACAGACACGCCAAACAGUCUGACAACCGGUUUCAUGGUGCAUCAAAACAACACUGUAGGACAGUGACACAGCGCAGAGGAAAUAUGGUAACCACUUACAUGGAUUGCACUGCAUCUUAAGAUGCAAUUUAAAAUGGCUCAUGUUUAGAAAUUGCCCUGUCGGCAUAAAAUACUGCUGUAUUAGAUAAUAAGCCACUUGGUUCAAAUGCAUUCAGGCACAGAAUGAUUUGAACAGUGACACUGUUUACUUAGAAUAGGUAUAAAUUUAAAUAAUUGUUUUGUCAAACUAUUCCGCGUGUAUGCUUGUGGACUUGAACAUGAUUGUUGUAGUUUUUCACCAAUUAUUGAAAUAAACUGGAGUAUUUUGUA